UAUCCUUGCAAAGAGAAAAGCAUAACGUUUACCCCUCCAUCGCUUUUGUAAAAAGUUAAGCCGCUGCUUUAAAAGUGUUGCUCCAUCACUUUAUUCAAUGUUUCUAAAACAAAAGAAAAACCUAAAAGGACUUCCAAAGGCUGAGGAUGCUGUCUGUCAAAUGAAAGAUGAGUCCUCUCAGUGAGGGGGUUUUAUGUUGAAGAGUCUGACACAAUAAUCUCACUCACUCUGCCUGACUUUACACUCUGUGGUUCUGCUCUUACACCGGCUUCUCUCUCGUCCUUUACGCUGUGAGUUCAUUGUUUUUAUCUUUAUAUUGCCUGUUUCAGACAUUUAUCCCUGUGGUACGUGUAACAGAAGGAGAUACUGCGCAUUCUUUACGCAAGGCCGCCAUGCUGAGAGAAGCGGAGAUGCCCUCUGUGGACUCACUUCAUUGAUGGCUGUGAGCUCCCAUCCUAAAGGCCCUACUCUCUGUGAACACUGGAGCGAUUUCCUCAUAUGACAAUGGUCCGGUGAGAUACAAGCUUUACAUCACGGAGGAGGAUUUUCAGCGCCAAAGUCGAGGCUGUGUUUGAAAAAUGAAGAUUUGGAGCACGGAGCAUGUGUUCAGCUACCCAUGGGAGACAGUGAUCAAGGCUGCCAUGAGGAAGUACCCAAACCCCAUGAACCCAAACGUGGUCGGGGUGGACGUACUGGACCGUAAUCUGGAUGAAGAGGGACGCCUGCAUAGCCACAGACUCCUCAGCACAGAGUGGGGACUCCCUGGAAUCGUUCGAGCAAUUUUGGGAACCAGCCAGACGCAGACGUAUGUGAAGGAGCACUCUAUAGUGGAUCCGGAUGAGAAAAAGAUGGAGCUGUGCUCAACAAAUAUCACUCUCACCAACCUGAUCUCAGUGGAUGAGAGGCUUCUCUACAGACCACACCCCGACAACCCUGAGGUUACCGUCCUGACCCAGGAGGCCAUCAUCACAGUAAAGGGAGUGAGCCUAAGCAGUUACCUCGAAGGGAUGAUGGCGAGAAGAAUGUCAGCAAAUGCCAGGAAGGGCUGGGAUGCUAUUGAGUGGAUUAUUCAGAACUCUGAAAGAGAGAACAUACCUCUCUGACAUUUACUAACUCUGGUCUGCACACAGGUCUGAAAACUACCCCUCCCAGCCACACCUCAUUAUCCAACAGGGGAUUCUCAGCAUCUGGAGACCCUCUGCUGAUGGCUCUUUACUGUCUGGGAGGUCUUCCUCUCUCACCUCUGGAGUCCAUGCACUGAACGCUCAGAGACUAUGUGUUGCUGCCAAAGCUGAAUGGAUCUGUUAGAAAUGGAUUUAAAGGUGGUAGGUGAGGCUUGAGGCUAAUAACACAUUAACAGCUUCUCAAAUGAAUGAAAGUAAGAAGGGAACCGUUUUCUCUGUGUUUCUGUGAAACAGCGCUACAGCUGAAAAAAAGCUUGAAUUCAAAGGGUCUCGACAGAGGACUUGCUUAACAUCACGAGACUUCAGCAGUCGGAUUAUAACAUUGCUUCCCUACAUCUCCUUUGCUCUCAUGACAUAUCUCAGCUUGUUUUAAAAGGGAAACAGAGGAGGGCGGGACACAGGAGGUUCAAGCACAUCAUUUUAACAACACAUUGCUCGGUACGAUGAUAAUAUGCAACUGAUUUUCUAACUUUCAUUUAAACUGAUUUACAGUAAGUCUUCUGUAAUGUCAAACACUGGAGACUCCUGCAGCAGGAGUUCAUUCAAAAAGUUGCUUCUGGUGCUUUUAUGUGUUUCUGGAGGCACACACUGUAGCUGACAUGUUUGCAUGAUAGUAGUGAAGGCUGUGUCCGGAAUCAAUUACUAUUCACUGUAUAGUCUUCCCUAUGGGGAGCCUUCUGAUGUGUACUGCAAAAGUCAUUUGAGGAUUAAAUAGUCCACCGACAGUAUCUCACAAUGCACCAUGAAAAGUACUGUACAAACAGUUUUUUAAUAUACACAAGCACUGCUUUAUUUAUUUGUUUAUUUGAUGGCAACAGAGGACAGUAAUGACUAUUACAGUAAAAACAAGAUGUGAACAUACCAGAGGGAGUGAAAAUCAUUUCUAACAUGUAGUCCCUUAUAUAGAUAAGACAAAUAGCAACAAAUAUAAAAGAAAAAAAUACCUUUGGCAAUAUUUUGGCCAAAUAAUAAAACUUAAAAUUGAUAUCAGGACACUUUAAAAAACAUGGGUUGUACAUUUCAUCAAGCUUUGCCCUGAAUGGAAAAAAACAGAGAGUUUAGCACCUUUUAUUUCUCUUUGUAGAGCUCUCUUCACAUCGAGUAUGGAGCUGUGAAUAAGUGAAAGAUUUUGAACACAGCUGCUGAGUAGUGUAGUAGCUGGCUCACCAGCCAGAUUGCUAGCUUUAUAAAAUGAAUGCAGAUUUAGAUAUUUAAGACUUCUAAGACAUUAUGAUUAUCUCAGACAACAGAUGGGAAUGUACCUUUAACAUUGCCUUCGUUUCUGCUGUCCAGGCAACAAUAUAGUGGCAUCUUUCUGUUUGGAAAAUAAGGGCAUUAUUCUCUAACAUAAGGAGGUUCUUACCUGGUAAACGAGGAGGAGGAUGGCGAGUUGAGGUUUUGUUAUCAAUGUGUAUGAAAACACAGAUUGUGUCUCUUUAUCUGCAGAAUUAAAGAUUUAAUUAAUCUUUAAAUGAUGCCUGCAUAUUAUUGCUUUGACAGCUUUAUCAUUCAUGCCUAUAACAUCAGGCUUCAUUUGUUGAAUUUCUCUAUACAAGCUACCUAAAGGCCCUGAAGAGCAGGGCUCCAUGUGUACUGUAUGUGCUAUGCUGCAGUGAGAGAUGCACACAAUUACAAAGAUUUAUGAAUCAUACUUCUUUGUGAAAUGAAUAAUAUUUACAUAAUAUUUAUAUUAAUAUUAUUUAUUUAACAGCAUUGUGUAACCAGCAGUGGAUUAUUACAUCGUUAAUAUCGUCUUACAUGUCAUUCAGAUAUUUGUUGCUUUAAAUAUUUUGUUCUAACUUCAUCUGUUGUCCAACUGCAACAAAUAAAUCUGUUGUUUGAGAAGAG
This is a messenger RNA of Notolabrus celidotus (New Zealand spotty), 3032 nucleotides long. It is a transcript of the gene prelid3a, whose product is annotated as PRELI domain containing 3A. Lineage: Eukaryota; Metazoa; Chordata; Actinopteri; Labriformes; Labridae. Gene Ontology annotation, biological process: phospholipid transport. The transcript has 7 exons. The record is from RefSeq and is a predicted model, not a curated record. Gene Ontology annotation, cellular component: mitochondrial intermembrane space. Bases 579 to 1103 code for a protein of 174 amino acids. Gene Ontology annotation, molecular function: phosphatidic acid transfer activity.